Messenger RNA from Pseudo-nitzschia multistriata, 1390 nucleotides. NCBI's taxonomy places the organism in Eukaryota, Bacillariophyta, Bacillariophyceae, Bacillariales, Bacillariaceae. The record is from the annotation of a GenBank genome assembly.
UCGCUCGGGCCCGUACCGUACAGUGCCAUUCUCCAAGGAUAUUAUUGGCUUCGAGACAAUACAAUCCAACUCCACGGCUGCCCCCGACGCCGCGAAAAAAGGCAGCUUCACCAUUCGCGACCGAUAGUGCGCGGGAGUASGCUACGCACUCGAGACAUUCCUAYCGAACGAUGCAGCAACAGAAGCCGRCAUUGCGCUACAAGGAAGGAAGCACCGUCGUGCCCGGGGACAGGAUCGGGACGGUCCGACAGGCCACGCCGGGGGACGGAACCUAUGUCCGGGGCGGGCACAUCUACGCCUGCCUGGUCGGGAGCCUGGCGCUGGAAGAGAAGCGGGCCCCGGAAAAGGACGACGAAAGCAACAACGACGACGACGACGAAAAAAGCAACGACGACGAAAGCAACAAGAACGCCCGGUCCCUCCCCGGAUUCGUSUGUUCCGUCGUUUCCCCGAAACCACCGGCCGCGAGCCAGGUCCUGUCGGUGGGCCAGCGCAUCGUCGGAAGGGUGUCCCGGAUCACCCCGCAGAACGCCCUGGUGGAGAUCCGCGUGGCCGAGGGCGYGGGGGCCCUCCGGCCGCCCUACCGCGAGGGAGCGAUCCGCCUGGAGGACGCCCGGUCCUUUGUUUCGUCCCGGGAGGGGUCUUCCGGMGCCGCCCCCGUCCUGGGGGACUGCUUCCGGCCGGGGGACCUGGUGGCCUGCCGGAUCGUGAGCAUGGGGGACCAGAGGCGGUACUUUCUGUCCACGGCCGAGACCGAGCUGGGGGUGGUCCGGGCGGAGCGCCACGGGGUUCCCAUGAUCCCCGUCUCGUGGAAGGAAAUGGAGUGCCCCGAGACCGGCGUGCGGGAGCCCCGAAAGUGCGCCAAGCCGGUGGCGCUGUAGGGCCGCGGCGGAUCCGCCGGGCGCCCCGGGGCUCGCAACCCCUCUGCAAGAAUGUUGCUUUCUUUCCGUCCGUUUGUGGCUCGAACGGUGCCCGUYCACGGGUCCAUCGAUUCUGGAACAGCGAUCGAUGCCAUCGCGGAGCAACAAGGGUCUCUCGUUUCGGUGGAAGAGAUGUGGUGUCGUCCGUGCGGAUGUAGAGCGAACGGGCGAGGGAAACACCUCGGUUGGACUUCUUGCUCGAAAAACCAACGGACCAUCCACGGUUUGCCUUUGCUGUUCRUGCAGCUUGCAAGGUGAUCGCAUUCCCCAACGGACAUAAAAGCCAGCACACUCCUUCUGAAAUUGGGGCAGGGACAGGGACAAAGCGAAUCAAAACCGCGUGAUGUGUGAUGUCUGUACCAGAAAACCACAACUCAUCCUCGAGGGGUGAGUCUUCAUUAUGGCUACGGUAGGGCAAAGAACAACAUAAUGCUCGUUCUUUCGUAGACCAGUAAAAUUUGYAAUACUAG